Messenger RNA from Medioppia subpectinata, 618 nucleotides. NCBI's taxonomy places the organism in Eukaryota, Metazoa, Arthropoda, Arachnida, Sarcoptiformes, Oppiidae. The record is from the annotation of a GenBank genome assembly.
AUGUGGUCCUCAAUUGUGUUGAGUAUAUCGUCGGGUGUAUUGAGUGCGAGCUCUCGGCCCAAAGCAAACACACUCUCCACCAAAUUGGCAGCGCUGGCAGUGUUGACGUCGGUGGUUGUGUUGGCCCUGUCAUCAUCAUCAUCGGCCUCAUCAGCAAAUGACAGUGAGCCCAAGAGGAAUGGUGUUUGGAGUAUGAGUGCCUCUGCCGAUGAUAAUAGCAAAGCCGCUGUCUUUGAAACAUCUCAGCCAUCGCUGCCGUCAUCAGCACAUCCAUCGCCGACUCAACACCAGUGCAAGAGUUUGCUUGAGUUUGAGUGCGAUAACGGAAAGUGCGUGACUUUCAGCCGUUAUUGCGAUGGAAGUGAUGAUUGCGGCGACCAAUCCGAUGAACCCAUCGCCUGCACCAAUUGCAACCGAACACUGUUUGGUGAGGUUGGGGUCAAAUACCCGUUCCGACUAAACGAGCCCUUCCAGCGAUUCCAGCCCUUUGUCUGUCGGGUGACGUUUGCUGCGGCCGGUCAUCAAUACGGAGAUAUCGUUGAACUGACUUUCUUAUCGUUUCAAAUCGGACAGUUUGAAGUGGGAAAAGAUAACGAGAAUUUAGUGCCAAAGCGAUAG